Messenger RNA from Drosophila busckii, 2609 nucleotides. RefSeq names its product major facilitator superfamily domain-containing protein 6-A (gene Sugb). NCBI's taxonomy places the organism in Eukaryota, Metazoa, Arthropoda, Insecta, Diptera, Drosophilidae. The transcript is spliced from 5 exons. The record is from RefSeq and is a predicted model, not a curated record. Bases 409 to 2223 code for a protein of 604 amino acids. Gene Ontology annotation, cellular component: membrane.
ACAACAAAUAAUUAAACUAUGAAAAAACGCACACAUCGUGUUGCUAUCAGUUGAUAUUCUAAUAACGUUGACUACAGUGUAUUCACUACACCUACGCGCGAGUUGAGACUGACGCUGAUAUAAUAGCAUGGAAAAUGCUACAUUUUUAACAAAAGUAAUGUUAGCCCUUUUGGAAGAAGAAGAGGAAACGUGAUCGUUAAGCCACAAAUACAACAACAAAAUACAAGUGCAAAUGCAUUGUUUCUUUGUGUGUGUAAUAAAGUCACGAUAUACUUAACUUGCGGUGUUUUUUACGCAUUUGCCAUUUUUAUAAAUAAGCGUGUGAAUCUAUUCAAUUAAAGUCGUCUGCAAAAUAAUUGAAUUUCAUGAAUUGUUAAUUAACACAAAGCAGAACGAUACAACGCAAACAUGAAGCUGCGAAUCGAUAAGGACUUGGUGCCUAUGAAGGCACAUUACUUUCUCUUCAAUGGCGGCACCGCACCCGUUGUACCCUUUAUGCCGCAGUUGGCGCGGCAACUGGGCUACUCAUCUGUAGUGGUGGGCACGAUGUACAUGAUAUUACCUAUAAUUGGAAUGCUAGCCAAGCCUCUCUUCGGCUACAUAGCCGAUCGAUUCAAUCGUCAUCGCUUUCUAUUUCUGGCUGGUCAGCUCAUAACCGCUGUGGCCUUUUUUCUCAUCAUGUUUGUGCCUGCUGUGGACAAACCCUUGCCAGAAGUACAGUUCCAUUGCCAUGCUGGUAUUUCCAAUAUACGUCACUGCGAUAUAUAUGAGAAGCAGAUGGAAAAGACACUGGAAAACUAUUACGGCAAUACCACAUUAGCUUGCCAGAUGCACUGCGCUAUGAAGCCUGAAUACUGGGACAUUGUCUGUGACAACUGGUUGGCGAAUAAGACGAGCAAUUGCGCCAGUAAUCGCACGCAGGCCUCGCUUAACUUUACCACCUAUAUAAGCACGCGCGAUAUUGUGGAACUACCUCAGCUUCAUAGCAAAGUCAAGUGCCUUAACUUUAUAAUACCAAGCGAUCAAGGCACAUGGAAUGCCCAAAAUAUUACGCUAUAUUGUCCCAAGAACAAGAGUGAGAUGGAUGUCAAUUGUACGAUGGACUGCCAUGACGCGUAUCUCAAUCAACAGCUUAACCAAGCAAGGGCUAUGAAUACAAGCGAGGCAAUGGCACAGCCGGAGUUUUGGUUCUUCUUUGGCAUGCUCAUCGUAAGCUGGAUAGGCAUGGCUGUGGUGGUAAGUAUAGGCGAUGCCAUAUGUUUUGGCAUCUUGGGCGAGCGCCAUCAUCUUUAUGGCAAGCAACGUUUGUGCGGUUCACUGGGCUGGGGAUUGUUUGCCGUGCUGGCGGGUCUGCUGGUGGACAAAAUGUCCCCUAGCGAUGGUGAUAAAAACUAUACAAUUGUUUUCUGGAUGACUUUGGUUAUUCUAGGCUUUGAUAUGUUGGCUUCAACCAAGCUAAAGCACACACAAACGCACAUGUCAGCGAAUAUAUUGAAAGAUGUUGGCCAAAUGUUUCUCUCCAUGCGCUGUGUUGUCUUCUUUCUCUGGUGCGUGGCCAUAGGCUUGUGCACAGCCCUCAUUUGGAACUUCUUGUUUAUUUAUCUGGAGGAGCUGAACGUGGUGCAUGGCAGCAGCAGUUCCAUUAAAACCUUGGAAGGCUUGGUUAUGGGCAUACAAUGCUUUGGCGGCGAGCUACCCUUCUUUUUUAUGUCUGGUUGGAUAUUGAAACGCAUUGGACAUGUGAAUGCCAUGAGUCUAGUGUUGCUUGGCUUCGGUGUACGCUUUAUACUUUACUCCAUGCUGCAAGAUCCUUGGUAUAUACUACCCAUCGAGCUUCUGAAUGGCGUUACAUUUGGACUCUUCUAUGCCACUAUGGCUUCAUAUGCUAGCAUUGUGGCGCCACCAGGCACCGAGGCAACUAUGCAGAGUCUUGUGGGCGCCAUAUUCGAGGGAGUAGGCGUUUCGAUGGGCAGCCAAAUUGGUGGUCAACUUUUUGAAGCAGUUAGUGGCCGCACUACAUUUGAAAUCUUUGGCAUUGCCGCUUUUAUUGUGUUUAUUAUACAUGUGUGCCUCCAAAUGUAUUUGAAUCGCAAUGGGCCAGCUGAAAAUGGUAAGGCUAGGACUUCUACAACCUCAGCUACAGCCUCUACAAAAGCUAAAGACAUUGAGCUACCGUUUAGCAGCAAGACUAACGACGGUUUUAGUGAUGUUGAUUUAAAUUGAGCUUUGAAUUUGUAUAAAAGAAUGACUUUAAAUUGUCAUUUGUAUACCAAAAAGAACUUGAAUAAUUUUGAAAAUUAUUUAAGCGCACGAAUUUAGUUACAGUUUUAGAAUUAAAACAUUGUUUACCUAGAAGAAUGUUCCUUCAACCAUAUAUUAUGUCUUUUGGCAUAUGAUGACUUUAACAAUAACUUAAAAUAUAACUUAGGCUUAAGUGUAGCUGAAAACGUCACAAUUUUUUUUACAUUCUGUAAGCUUACGAAAAUAAAAUUGGAUAAAGAUAUUAAAUAUAACACUCUGCACAUUCAACUAACACCUCCCACACAAAAAUAAAUGCACUUUUUAACGGUAUUUAUACAAAUUACUAUGCAAUAACUAAUACUUUUGAA